GUUUGUGUGUUUGUCGAUUGAUGUUCGUACUUUAUUUGUAGUUUUUCAGCAAAAAGCCUCAAUGAACGCGACUAUUCUCUACGUCGAAGCAUGCAAGUGCAUGUUGUCAAUAAGCGACGACAGUCCUAACUCAUGGAUGGAAUUAUUUCAGCUUUUACCCAAGCUACGCCAAGCGCUUUCUUGUCGUGUUUGCCGUGGGCUCCUCGUAGACCCUUUCGGCUCUCAGAGCUGUGAACAUUACGUUUGCCGAGGUUGUCUAAGGAARAAGCGAUCUCUUAACCCCGGAUGUCGUUGGUGCCUUAACAUGGACAACUURGUUCCUGAUCAGCAAACAAAGAUUUURCUCGCYUGUUACCAGAAACUGUGUGAAUUUGUCACAGAGUCGAGAGCCGUUGGCCACCUCCGCAGUCAAAAUGGAGAGUACAGUGCGAUCGUUGCAGUCAUACACGAGGCAAUGGCGAGUCCGAUUUCAAUGGACAACGGCUCACAAGAUCAAAAAUCCGAUCAACAAGAGGCACAGGCGAACAAUAACAAUAAUAUAUCCAGCGCGAAAUCGAACAAGAUGGCGGAACAGUCACGUGGUAUUGCCAGCAAACUUCCGGCGGAAGUGAUCGUACCUCUACCCAAAAGGAAAAUCAUCCAACUUUURAACGAAAUGGAUGGAUCUGAAGAACAAAAGCCACAGAGAAAGAAAAGAAAACAUUUUAAGGGAACAAUCUACAACUAUAACAAGAAAAAGAAAUUCAAGAAAAUUGCAGAUGGUGAGAAGGACUCRGAGAAUGUUGUGUGYCAACAGUUUUUGGGAACAGUUCAGACAAUAGAAAAUGUGCAAGAUUCUAACGAAGAGGUUCAGGUAGUUGAYGAAAUWGCAGAAAAACCAUUAUUUACAGCAACAGACUUAUCUACUCAAAUAGUUGACAAUCAGAUACGAGGAAGGUUGUGUCGUUGUGGAGUUUCAUCAAUUGGGAAUUCCAAACGUUGUGUUGGGAAACGCUGCCCAUGUUUUAGUAAGGAAAAGUCRUGUGAACACUGUGCAUGUUGUAAUUGUGCAAAUCCAUUCAACAAUAACAAUGUGAGGCUGAGUAAUGAACUCAAACCUAUAUUAGAAGAUGAAGUUUGUGUGACUGAAAGUUAAAGCAUUUUUGCCUUCUCAACUUUUUAUAUUAUUAAUGRCAUACAAAGUUGGGUACAAAAUGAAUUGUAUUUCUUUUCAGUUUUGUUCUUUAUGGCUUACAUACAUUCAGUAACAUUUUGAAGGAACUUCUUUUUACACAGCACCAARAUUCAAUGAAUGCAUUCUCAUACUUGCAUAGGAGUCCUAUUUUAUGCCUUAUCAUUCGCAAUAGUUCUCAUUUAAUGCCUCAAGAGUUAAAAAACGUCUAGUCAAUUUUGAGUGAGUUUUCUUUUAAACAUACAAAAUUGUUAAUWUUGACUAUUGUAUAUUUGGCAAAGAUGAAAAAAGGCUUGAAACCAAAGUUUAUGUAUAUUAUAAGAGAUUGCUGUAAAUAGCUUAUUGCCAACUGCAGUCAAUUUACCCCUGACAGGAUAUAUAUUAUAUAUUGUUUUUUAUGAUAAGCAAUAUUGUUUGAUUUAUGUAAAACCUUUCUAUAGAGAAUUGUAAUGGAAGGUUGGACUUUUUCAAAUMAUUUUUUGUGAUUGUAUCAAACUAUGACCUACAUCACUAUAUUUAACACCGAUUUAUAUUUAUUGGAAUAAACAGGAUUGGAAGUUCUUGUUUCAA
Exaiptasia diaphana is the source of this 1741-nucleotide messenger RNA. RefSeq lists its product as uncharacterized. Gene Ontology annotation, cellular component: MSL complex. The record is from RefSeq and is a predicted model, not a curated record. Bases 62 to 1135 code for a protein of 357 amino acids. The transcript has a single exon. Lineage: Eukaryota; Metazoa; Cnidaria; Anthozoa; Actiniaria; Aiptasiidae. Gene Ontology annotation, molecular function: ubiquitin protein ligase activity.